This is a messenger RNA of Salvia splendens (bonfire salvia), 1017 nucleotides long. RefSeq lists its product as uncharacterized. The record is from RefSeq and is a predicted model, not a curated record. NCBI's taxonomy places the organism in Eukaryota, Viridiplantae, Streptophyta, Magnoliopsida, Lamiales, Lamiaceae. The transcript has 3 exons. Bases 1 to 1017 code for a protein of 338 amino acids.
AUGUCUGACUACAUGCGUUCAAGGUUCACUUCCGAUGAUGUGCCGAGUUCGCAAGUGAAUUCCCACCUUGGACGGUCAAGGAGAGGCAACGGUGACCGAACCCGCCGAACCUGGUCGUACCGUGAGGAGGAGAUUCUUGUGGUUGCGCGGAAGGACCUUGUCGUCACCGGAUGGAAAGCCGAUAAUGGAUUUCGGACAGGCUACCUUGGCAGACUCGUGGAAGCCCUGAAGAAGCAUUACCCCAACACUGACAUCAAAGCACCUCCUCAUAUUAACUCAAAGCUCACUUCCUGGAAAAGAUGUUACAAUUCUUUGCGUGGAAUCUUGAGUCGUAGCGGUGUGGGGUUCAACCUCCACGACGACUACAAGAUAGAUUGUGACGACGAUCAGUGGUCGCAAAUUGUCAAGCAAGACCCUCAUGCUCGCUACAUGAGGGAUAAGAGCUGGCCAUUCUGGGACCAUUGGCAGGUCAUCUUUGGUAAGGAUAGGGCUGCUGGGGGAUCAGCUACUGGUUUGAUGGAUGUGGUGAACGGGCUUUACACUCAGGACACCGGCUUAGGCUCAAGCGAUGGAGGUGGGAUUAGCCACUCUGUUGGCUCUACUGAUGUGCCCACUUCUCAUCCACCGAGUCAGACCAACACUCCUCCUGAUGCUCCGGUUGAAAGCUCAGGCAACACUAACCGUGAGAAAGCUGCUCGGACUGGGGGUGGGAAAAAGAGAAAGGCUGACCAUUCUAUAGAUGGCCUCGUUGACAUGCUGGGGAAAAUGAAUGACGCCACCAAUGCGAGGUUGGAGAGUUUAUCCCUCCGCAUUGGUUAUGAGUUCGAUCUGAGCAACGCCCGAAAGGAAGUAUUUGCGGAACUAGGCCGCUUGCCUGGACUGACAAGGGAGCAAAAGUUUGAUGCAGGGGAGAUUAUUUUGGAGAAGGUGGAAAGGUUGGAUUUCUUUCUUGGGAUGCCGGAUGAUGACCGUAUCGCGUUCGUGUUUCGUGUGCUUGCGAAAUAUGGAUCGGGAUAG